This is a messenger RNA of Mizuhopecten yessoensis (Yesso scallop), 990 nucleotides long. RefSeq names its product coiled-coil domain-containing protein 103-like. The transcript is spliced from 4 exons. The record is from RefSeq and is a predicted model, not a curated record. NCBI's taxonomy places the organism in Eukaryota, Metazoa, Mollusca, Bivalvia, Pectinida, Pectinidae. Gene Ontology annotation, biological process: inner dynein arm assembly; epithelial cilium movement involved in extracellular fluid movement; determination of left/right symmetry. Gene Ontology annotation, cellular component: outer dynein arm. The coding region runs from base 267 to 983 and encodes 238 amino acids.
ACACACGAAUCUGUUAUUUCUGCUUCAUAGUUUAUAGUGUGAUAACAAAGACAAUCGAUGAUUAAAAAUUUAAACCAGAUGUAACUAAUGUGUAAAUAGUACGCGCUAGUAACAUACGUAAAAUUAACAUCAAAACAAAGAAGCGUUAAAAUGACGUAGAUAAUGUCACGUGACAACGUGUCAGAACAUGGUGGAGUUGGUAAGGACGCUUUGAGAAAUCAGUGACUGGUAUAUCGAUUACUAGUGAACAAACACUUGAAGUCAGAAUGUCAACACAAAAACCGAAGUCUCAUGAUAAGGAUUCUUUAAAUUUUGACAAAUUGGAGAAGGAACUGUACGCAGCUGUAGAUGCAGAUAAGAAAUAUUGGCGAGAAAAUGAUGCAAAGUUCCGGGCAGUUGGACAAAAAGUUGAAACUUACGAAGAGUUUCAAGACAUUGUCAAAGCAUCACAUCUGAAACCUUUGGACAAGGGAGAUAACCUCAACGGUAUUGUGUUUGAUCAGCCCUGGAAUUCACAUGCAAUUAAAAUGAAGAAUGCUGCACCCCUUAAAUCUACAGGAGGUGAUCUUCAACAGAAUGACGAUUUACCCAAAAACGGACCAGAAUUUGCAAGAGACUGGCGACGACAUCACAAAACAGUGCAAAGUCAAUAUGGCUACCUGCUAAAAAUUGGAGGAGCACGUCUUGGGGAGAUGUUUAAAACAGAGAUCAGUUUUGGACUGUUGGGUGAUAUUCUUUCUGCUCUGUGUCAUGGAUUUUCAUCAUCAGACUCUACUGCUGUCCUUGCUGUUGUUGACGGAUUAUGUUCAGCAAACAGGUUCUCCCUCUCAGUGCAGUUUUUGAGUUCAAAGGAAAAGCAAGUUUGUUCAGACUUAUUUCAAAAACUUCAAUCAUCAAUUGAAAGUCAAACGGAGGCUGAUGGAAAGCAUAUGCAUGAUCGAUUAAAGGAACUAGAGAAAAUAUAUGAGCUGAGGUCUAAAUAAAAAGUUA